Cynoglossus semilaevis (tongue sole) is the source of this 1236-nucleotide messenger RNA. It is a transcript of the gene nkx2.5, whose product is annotated as homeobox protein Nkx-2.5. Gene Ontology annotation, biological process: regulation of transcription by RNA polymerase II; cell differentiation. Gene Ontology annotation, molecular function: DNA-binding transcription factor activity, RNA polymerase II-specific; RNA polymerase II cis-regulatory region sequence-specific DNA binding. The coding region runs from base 174 to 1163 and encodes 329 amino acids. Lineage: Eukaryota; Metazoa; Chordata; Actinopteri; Pleuronectiformes; Cynoglossidae. Gene Ontology annotation, cellular component: nucleus. The transcript is spliced from 2 exons. The record is from RefSeq and is a predicted model, not a curated record.
CAGGAGGAGAGAGGAGUUUGGACAUUUGACAUUCAACAUGCGGCCCUCAGUCCGGACCAGUCCGCUGCACCACAGCGACACUUGGAUCCAGUAAUUAUUUCCAGGGAGGAGAGGGAGCUCGGUGACGUCAGCCCGCCGGGUCCAGAGUUGAGGUGGUUUUGUUGGAGUGUUUGAUGACCAUGUUCCCCAGCCCCGGCACCUCCACUCCCUUCUCCGUGAAGGACAUAUUAAACCUGGAGCAGAGUCACGGAGUCAUGGUGUCCUCUCUGGACCUGUCCCCUCGUCUGGACUGCUGUUCCGUGCAGACAUCCACACCCUGCUCCUCGUUCUCCUUCUCCUCCUCCUCCUCUUUAUCAUCCUACUCCUGCAUGUUGGCCCGCAUGAAGCAGGAGCCUGUGCGGGACCUGUCGGCCGCCGGGACCGGCUCUCUGUUCGGAGAAGAAGCCGCCCCUGAGUCCAGGACCGGCGGAGGCCCAACACUCGGCUUCACCAGCGCCUUUUACGGCAAACCUGUGUCGGACGUGGACGGAGUCAAGGAGGAGGAGAAGUCGGAGGAGAAGCGCAGGAAAGAAGAGUUCCGUCCUCCUCUGGAUCCCACUGACGACAUCAGGCCUCAGGAUCCGGAUCCAGUCAAACCCCGGCGGCGCAGGAAGCCGCGGGUUCUAUUUUCUCAGGCGCAGGUUUACGAGCUGGAGCGGCGCUUCAAGCAGCAGCGGUACCUGUCGGCCCCGGAGCGGGACCACCUGGCCGGGCUGCUCAAACUCACCCCCACCCAGGUGAAGAUCUGGUUCCAGAACCGGAGGUACAAGUGUAAGCGGCAGCGGCAGGACCAGAGCCUGGAGAUGGUGUCUCUGCCCCCGCCGCCGCCCAGGAGGGUGUCGGUGCCGGUGUUGGUUCGGGACGGAAAGCCGUGCCUGGCCGCGGACCCGGCCUCCUACAACUCCUCCUACAUCAACCACUUCAGCUACAACAGCUACCAGCCCUUCAGCGGCCCCGCCUGCAACACGAACUACCCCUGUAACUACCCCGCUGCCCCGGUGCAGGCCAUGCAGAGCCCCCCCGGCGGCAGCGGGCCUUACGUGAACUUUGGAGCCGCGGAGCUGAGCAGCGCGCCGGGCUCCUUCUCGUCCAGCGGCGGCCUCCACGGCAUCAGGACGUGGUGAACACGACCGAACCUGCAUGAGUCUGAAAUACUGCAGUAUACUGUAGUUCUGUGUACUCUGUUUUCACCCCCCC